Molecule: messenger RNA, 1143 nt
Organism: Sphenostylis stenocarpa
Lineage: Eukaryota; Viridiplantae; Streptophyta; Magnoliopsida; Fabales; Fabaceae
Source: the annotation of a GenBank genome assembly
AUGUUUCGUGUAUAUUUUGCCAACUUCCUUUCACACUCCCUCGUUCUAUUCUACCUACUGUUAUCUUAUUUCCUUUCACUACUUCAGCAUGAUCAUGGAGUCUCAGCCUCUUAUGGGUUGGAGCUCUUACAGUUUUUAGUUUUCAUCAUUGGAAUGCCUUUUCUCAGAGAUAAUGGUGAACUGUAUCUUCCACUACACGAUUUUCCCUUACAAGACUACAAUCUUGAUGCUGUUCCUCUUAUGGAGUAUUACCCUUCAGAUCCUUUAUAUGAAACACUCGCCAUCGACCCAACAUCAAGCCUGCGAGAUACUGGUUAUCUUGUCACAGCAGACUAUGAUUUUUAUGACAUUCAAAAGGGCCUUCCUGUGUGGAACGAGGUGGAUGCUGUGUUUGAUUCGGAAAAGGCUUUUUUAUUUCGCAACAAAGAAGAAAGUGGAGGAAUUGUGAAGGAAGUGAUGGAGGAUAGAAAGGUUAACCAAGGGAGAGAAGAGAGAAUGAACUGUAGCAGUAGCAGAAUGUUAUCAAGGAAGACCAUAUCUCAAUACUUCUACAUGCCAAUAACACAAGCUGCCAGGGAACUUAAUGUGGGGCUGACACUUUUGAAGAAAAGGUGCAGAGAGUUGGGUAUAAGAAGGUGGCCCCACAGGAAGCUGAUGAGCUUGCAAACUCUGAUAAAUAAUAUACAGGAGCUACUGAAAGAGGAGGGCCCAGGGAGUGAAGAGAAGUUAAGAAGUGCCAUAGAGAUAUUGGAAAGUGAAAAGAAGCUUUUGGAGGAAAUGCCAGAUAUUGAACUGGAAGAUAACACAAAAAGACUUAGACAGGCAUGUUUCAAGGCCAAUUACAAGAAAAGGAAGCUAGGGCAGAGGGAACCACAGUGUUCUUCUUGGAGUGGCUGUGGUAGAAGUAUUGACACAUUGGGAGAAUAUAGUAACGAAAGUGAAGAAGAACGAGACAUCAAUUAUCUGAUGUCUCAUUAUCGCGUUACAUACAUAGUCUCCGAUGUGAAGAAGGUCUCCAUCACACUAAUAUCUUCCAGACAUAGCCCAAUUGGCAAAGCAUCUAUCAUUACUUUCAUUGCCAACCCCCACCCCAAAACCCUCCAUUCAAUAUUUAAAUUGAUAAAGUUCGUUGGUGAUCACUAG